AUUUUUCCUAGAGACCACACUGCACAAUGGAUAUUUACCUCCCUACUGGUUUUAAAAUGUGCCGAGGACUAGCAGAGCUGUCAAACACCUGCCUGGAAAGGGCAAAAAGGAUAAAGGCAUGCGUGGGAGGCGUUCUGCAGAUGCAGGACUGGAACAUUCUAUUCUAUUGCUACAAAUAUAGAAAACAAAGGUUGACCUUGGAUGAAUGUUUGGAGUGGAAAGAAUCUCUUGGGAAGCUCCUAUCAAACAAGAAUGGACUGUAUGCUUUUAGAGCUUUCCUAAAAUCUGAAUUUAGCGAAGAGAACCUUGCAUUCUACCUGGCCUGUGAAGACUACAAAAACACAAAGUCAACCGCCAAGUUGCCAUGCAAAGCCACGAGGAUAUACGAGGAGUUUAUUGGAAAUGAUGCUCCCAGAGAGGUUAACAUCGACUAUGAGACUCGAGACAUGACUCAAGCCAAUCUGAAUAGCCCCACCACAUCAUGCUUCGAUAUGGCUCAGUACCGCAUCUACAUUCUCAUGGAAAAGGAUUGUUACCCUCGAUUCCUCCGAUCUGCCUCAUACCGCAACCUGGUCAACCAACUCAUGGCAAAGAGCGCCAAGGCGAGAAGCAAAACAGCCCCGACAACUUGAAUGCCAUGUGAGGAAGAUAAACCAAAAUGAAAUAAGGCAGAUUCAAGGGAAGUUGUUCUACAAAAGAUGGAAGCUCAGACGAGAAAGGAGCAGUCUGGAUCCUAAAAAGGCUGUUUGUGGCAGGCUGAGAGCCCUGAGAUGAAGCUAGAUGGGUGUCAUUUAUGAAUCGCAUAAAGGACUGCAUUCCAAGACCCCUUUAGUCAAAAAGAACCCCUUAGUCGGAUAGAGGGAAUGAAAGGAACUGUGUCAGCAGUACAUCUGAACUCUACUGAAGUAUGAAUUGGCCAAUGAGCACAUAGCAUCCUUCAAUCUGAAAAAGAAGCGUACUGUAUGUUGUAAUCUUAAACGAAUUAUGCGUUUGACUAUUUAAUGUGUAAAUGUAUUUAACUUAUUUGUAUUUUUUGUAAAAAAAAAAAUACCAAACAGUACUGUGCCAUUACGAUGGUAUUCAAUUGCCAUGGUUUUUACUUGGUACUCCAAAGUAUUUCAAAUAAAACCAUGAUAUUGUCAUCAUGUAAAAGUAAAUGUAUUUUUUCUAAGUGACAAUCUGUAAUGCUACAAGCCAUUAUUUUAGAAUGUUCAAAGUGUGUAAAUAUUUAUUAUUAAAUGAAUGUGAAUACAACUUUUUCAUUAAAGGAAUAUG
Molecule: messenger RNA, 1275 nt
Organism: Triplophysa dalaica
Lineage: Eukaryota; Metazoa; Chordata; Actinopteri; Cypriniformes; Nemacheilidae
Gene: rgs16
Product: regulator of G protein signaling 16
Exons: 5
Coding region: 27-632 (201 amino acids)
Source: RefSeq, a predicted model, not a curated record